Rotaria sp. Silwood2 is the source of this 1212-nucleotide messenger RNA. NCBI's taxonomy places the organism in Eukaryota, Metazoa, Rotifera, Eurotatoria, Philodinida, Philodinidae. The record is from the annotation of a GenBank genome assembly.
AUGUCAGACAACGCUGAAACUGUUACUACAAAUGAGGAUACAACAGAAAAAGAAGCAUCAUCAUCAGUUAAUAAUGUGAAUAUAUCAACACCAAUUCGUUUAUUUGGACAAUUUAAACAGAAUGGUACUAGUUUUAAUAAUUUUGGUCAAUUAUCUUCAAAUGGUGAAAAUGCUUCAUCAUCAUCAUCAACAACAAGUUAUUUUACGAGUACAGUUUCAAAAUUAUCAUCAAUUAAUAGUGGAGGUUUUGGUUCAUCAUCAACAUCAUUAGCAGCAUCACUUGCUCCAUUAAAUUCUAACAAACCAUUAUUUGGUGCAUCAAGUUCAUUGAAGAAUGAUAGAACAAAUAAAAAUGACGAUGAAGAGGAAGAAAAUGACGAAGAAGAUAAUGAUGACGAUAAUAAUAAUGAUGACGAUAAUAAUAAUGAUGAUGAUGAUGAUGACAAUAAUAAUAAACCAACACCUUCAUUAUUUGAAACAGCAGCUGAAUAUGAAGCUAAACGAGCAACAACUCAUCCUAUAGCUAAUAUUCAUGGUGACACAUCAACCGGUGAAGAACAUGAAGUAACAAAAUUUCAGAUGGCAGGCAAAUUGUAUAUGUAUCAUCCUGAACAACAGCAAUAUGUUGAACGUGGUUAUGGCAUUUUAAAAAUUAAUGAAAGUCAUGAUCCAUCUGAUUGGAAUAAAUUACAAGCACGAUUAAAUAAGAAACAGCGAAAUUUCUUAUCAAAAGUAGCUUUCUACCUAUCGCUAAUUGAACUUGCCUACAAUUUACUUUCACUUCGUUUUAAUUCACGUGUUCGUGUUAAAACAUAUACAGAUGAAAUAACACCCAUAGCAAGUGUAGUUGAUAUUUUUGAAGGAGCCAAUUGGAUGGAAAGAGAGGUUUGGGAUAUGUAUGGAAUUUAUUUUACAAAUCAUCCAGAUCUUCGUCGUAUUUUAACUGAUUAUGGUUUUGAAGGUUAUCCAUUGCGUAAAGAUUUUCCACUUCCUGGUUAUACAGAGGUUCGUUAUGAUGAAGAACAAAAACGUGUUGUUAUUGAACCUCUUGAAUUAUCACAAGAUUAUCGUAAAUUUGAAUUAAGUACACCAUGGGAAACAUUUUCUAAAUUUCGUAAUCGACCUCAUGAUGAUACAAAAAAAAGUCAAGAAGCUACAACGUCUGAAAUUUCGCAAAAACCAAGUGGAACUGGUAGUGAAAAUAAAAAAUAA